Messenger RNA from Erinaceus europaeus (western European hedgehog), 1193 nucleotides. RefSeq names its product cingulin-like protein 1. The annotation marks the transcript as partial. Lineage: Eukaryota; Metazoa; Chordata; Mammalia; Eulipotyphla; Erinaceidae. The record is from RefSeq and is a predicted model, not a curated record. Gene Ontology annotation, cellular component: myosin complex. The transcript has 7 exons.
GGCUUUGCCUUCUUCUGGGAACUUGUGGUCUAAUAACAAGUCUUGUGUUCCAGGCCACGCCGGAUCUGUUAAAGGGCCAGCAAGGGCUCACGCAGCAAACCAACGAGGAGACGGCCAAGCAGAUACUUUUCAAUUACCUCAAGGAUGGGAGCACCGACAAUGAUGAUGCUACUAAAAGGAAAGUCAACCUGGUCUUCGAGAAAAUCCAGACCUUGAAGUCUCGGGCAGCAGGCAACACACAAGGAAAUAACCAGGCCUCCCAUUCUCCAUCGGAAGUGAAGGCUCUGCUGGAACAGAAAACCAAGCUGGCCGCAGAAGUAGCUGACCUGCAGAGACAGCUUCAGUUGGAGACCACGAACCAGCAGAACAUCCGGGAGGAGCGAGACCGGCUGAAGGCCGACCUGGAAGCGCUGCAGAGCCUGCAUGACCGGCAGGCGGAGGAGAACUCGGCCAUGCGGCGGCGGCUGCAGGAGGGCGAGGACGGGCUCCGCAGGAACCUGGAGGAGCUGUUCCAGGUGAAGAUGGAGCGGGAGCAGCACCAGACAGAGAUCCGGGACCUGCAGGACCAGCUCUCGGAAAUGCACGACGAGCUGGACAGUGCCAAGCGGUCUGAGGACAGCGAGAAGGGGGCUCUGAUCGAGGAGCUCUUGCAGGCCAAACAGGAACUUCGAGAUCUGCUCAUCGCCAGAGAGGAGCUGGAAGAGCUUCUGAGGAGGCGGGAGCGGGAGCUGAUUGCGCUGAAGGGGGCCCUGAAGGAAGAGGUGUCCAGCCACGACCAGGAGAUGGACAGACUGAAGGAGCAGUACGAUGCAGAGCUGCAGGCCCUUCGGGAGAGUGUGGACGAGGCCACCAAGAACGUGGAGGUCCUGGCCAGCCGGAGCAGCAUGGCGGAGCACACACAGGCGGACGCCCAGGCCCUGCAAGUGCAGACCCUGCAAGAGGAGAACGAGGAGCUUCGGGGCAGCAUGGAGGAGCUGGGGCACACCGUGGCGGGGCUGCAGAAGCGGCUGGCGGACGCUGAGGGCCAGGAGGCCCGUGCCACAGAGGCACUGCGGAAGCAGGAGGUGAGGUCCCGGCCCCCAGGCCUGGCCACUGGGGAGGGAGUGGUUGUUUCCAGGAAACGAGAAGGAAGACCAGGGAACCUCCUUGUGUGGGUCCUGGACUCCCUGCUCCCUUAGACACCAAGUGCAGAG